Colletotrichum graminicola M1.001 is the source of this 279-nucleotide messenger RNA. RefSeq lists its product as uncharacterized. The transcript has a single exon. The record is from RefSeq and is a predicted model, not a curated record. NCBI's taxonomy places the organism in Eukaryota, Fungi, Ascomycota, Sordariomycetes, Glomerellales, Glomerellaceae. Bases 1 to 279 code for a protein of 92 amino acids.
AUGCACAGGCGUUGGAUUGUGAUGAGUAGGUAUUUCAAUAUUCGUGUACAGGGAAGGGAGGGAGAAGUCUUCAAAAGAUACCAACGGCUCAAUCUGCCGCACCGUUUUGUCUUUCGAUUCUACAACGGGUCUCAACUUUUUUGCGUUCGGAAUCAGUUCAUCAAGAGAAUGAUUUAUUUUUCUUGUGCUUGUAGCAGCACCGCCGGCUCUACCAAGAUGUCUUAUUUUGGUAUAUAUGUAUAUCUCGAGGUAGUUCCAGAUAUAAAAACACACUGCUAG